AUGGCCUUGAUCAAUGGAACAAAGGUCGCUGGCUUCCUGUUCCUCGCAUACCUGUCGUCGUUUGUCUUGCUUGCCGUCAUCAGGAUCGCGACAGGCAUAUCUGUGCAACGCAUAGGCUACUUUAGUCUGCGACAUAUCUCGUUUUCGCCACGGGAAGGCAUCAGGGUCGACCUGCGCGGUCUGGGAUUGAGUCUACACCGCCCAACAUUCGCGCAGCCAACCUGGCUGAGUCUGGUCUUCACCGAACUGAAGAUCUCGCUCGAUCCAUCAGCCGUCGACAGUCCUUCAUCCAAGUCCGGUGGCUUCCUCUCGUUUCGUCCGAGAACUCCGCAGGCCCAAGAGAAGAAGACACCCAAAUCGAAGACGCACAAGGACAGGUCACAACUAUGGCAGAAGCUUACGCAGACCAAAGAGCGCAUCAAGCGGUUGCACCGCGAAAUCAAAUGGCUGCGAAUGGUCGAUAUCCGCGCGGACGACACGGUGUUCGAAGUCGUUGGAGCGGGCCAGGUGCAUGUAACAGGCUUCACAGCAGCGGUACAUACUAGGCGCAAGCUUCUUGACAGGACUCGACUCUUCCGGCACAAGAAGGACCCCUUGGGUGAGCAGAGACCUGCAGAAUGGAUCUUCACUUUCCGGAGUGUUUUGCUGGGAGUCGGUGCAAAUGAGCCAGUCGAGGUCUUGGACGGCAUGACUAUCAACAUUCAUGGUCUCAUCUACCAUGACAAGGAAGGCUUGCGGGACACUUCCAUUGCUCUCAAGGCUGGACGCCUCUACAUUCCCGUCGAUGACAUCCUACAGUUUCAACGUCGGAAUCAGCGUCUGCGCGCGCGAGCCAAAGAAGAAGCGAGAGCUUUCUCGGCCCUGAGACGAUCUUCAACAAGCCCUGCGAGCCCUACCAGUCCUACGAGUCCGGUCCACGAGAUCUCCCUUGAGGAUGUGGUGCACGAGCUAGAUAACCCUGGAAGUCGCGAAGCUUCCAUCGUGCAGACGGUCGCAGAUUCGAAGGAGUUUUUUGGUUCGAUCUUGCGAGGAGUCCAAGAAAUCCAGGUCGGCUUGAGUUUCAUUCGUAUUUCGAAAGAGCUCGAAUCUCUGCGGCAGGCGAACCUUCCCCUCAUGGCAAAUCUCGUCACUCACGAAUUGGGCAUCGACCUGCAUCGAUUGCAGAAUAAUACUCCAGCUCAUCGGAUGUAUUUUGCGCGGGAUGACGUCGCCCACCAGGCACUUCUUGCCGCUGUAUCAUUAUCGGUGACCAUAGACGAGGACGAAAGCAAGUCUCACAAGCUCAUGUACGUACCUAUGGCGACAACAACGAUUCGGACAACUCUGCCCUCCAAGACAAUGACAUUAGCCCAAGAGCAAGACAUCUCGGAACGAAACCAGAACAUUCUCUUCGCCAAUCUGGUGGUUACUUCUCCAUCUGUUGAUCUGGUGCCUCAGCACAUCAUUCGGUUGCUCACUCUGCUUCCUGCGCAGUCUUCGGAAAGUCCUACUACUGUUCAGAACCGGCACCGUCUUGUGUCCAAGCUCUUGCCAAAAGCAAGCAUCAAGUUCUCGGUGCACGAGCCUGUUGUCCGUUUCGUGCUCCCCGUGGCUGACCCUCAGUACGCGCAUCAGGGCGACUUCGACAUGAUUAUAUCCGCCAUAUCUUCGCUGACCCUCGAUGUGGAGUCCUCGCAUUCAGCCGCUGGGGAGCUCUUGUACUCGCUAGCAGCCAACUACAGACUCGUGUCACACCAGCUGUACUAUCAGUCUGCGUCCGGUCAGAAGCAUAACCUCGUGGUGACGGAUCUCCUUGAAGUCAAGGUCAAUAUCUCUGCGUCGACUGAAGUGCUCGUUACUGUUUCGGCCAACUUGAAGGACUUCUCAAUCUUGAUGGUCCGGGAGGAGGUGAUAAAAGGCAUCUACAACAUUGUACGGCACUUCCGACGCACCACCAAGCCAACAAAACUCGGCCCUCGACCCAAAGGAUCUCAUUCCGCUUUCUUGAGACGUUUGCCAUCUUGGCUCCUCGAAUUCCAUUUCGAAGGCUCGAAUUGCAGCAUGGAAACCGCAGGCAUUGACAGAACAAUAUCCACACAAACCCGUGGAAUUGCUUUCGAACUAGAGUCGUGGGCGAUUGAUUAUCGCUCUCAACAGGCGGAAUCUGCAAAGAGCCCCGUGAGCAAAAGGAAAGCGAGCACAUCGGUCCGCGCAGAGGAGACUUUCUCCAACAUACAUCAUCUCUCGCCCCCGACCUCACCGUCUCGUGGAGCUCGUUCAAGCGAUCCGACGGAUGGUCGACGUUUGACAGUCCAUGGCCGUCAACUCGAAGGCUUCAUCAUUGAAAGUCAGGAUCGAUGGGAGCCGGAUGCAUUCUUAUCAAUUCCGCGAUUUGAAGUUGCCUGUAGUACCUCUCGGGAUCUCCAGAGUCCCAUCUUCCAUCUGCACUCAGCGGUCAGAUCAGUGCUGCUGGAAUUUUCGCUUUACCGCUUUUACUCCAUUGGUAUAGCCGCGUCCGCUGUGCAGGAUGCUUUCGUAGGGUCUCCUGGUGCCCAACAGAACGCAGCGCCUUCGACGCAGGCUAGUGAGCUGGAUGCGCCUCACAGUCGAUUCUCCUCUGGUGGACAGAUUGAGCUCACAACUAUCGAUGUCAAGGUGAACUACGUUCAGGUGAAGCUGAACAUGCCUCAUGAUCCGCCAAUGAUGCUGCAAGCGUAUAACCUGACCUCUGGUCGACACAGAUGGUCUGCACCCUUCUUCAGAUCAGAUCUGGUUCGUUUGCAUGCCGAGUCACCUUACAUCAAGAAGGCGUGGGCACGCAUCGUGACUCUAAGCAACUUACGGGCCGAUUUGCGCCACUCAAAGAAGAAGACCAGUCAGGGCUUUGUGGAGGACCAUUCGAUCGACGUGGCAGCUGAUUUCAUCAGGCUGUGCUGUCCUCACUCACUGCGGAUGUACCUAGUGUUUGACAACUUUGUCAACACUUUCAAGUCCAUUGAGCAGUUACAGCACCGCUUCAAGACCCGCACUAACGAGUACAUACUCCACAAAGACCCAAAAUCACCGGUAAAGGUACCUCGCGUUUCGGUCCGGGCCCGCGCCUUCUUGUUCGAGCUGGAAGACGAUCCAUUCGAAUGGAAGCUUGGCAUGAUAUACCAUAUCGGUCGCGUGGAGCAGAAACAGCGACUCGCUCGAGAAGCUGCUUACAAGCUGAAGUUAAGAAAACUCAAUGAAGAGAAAUUUGGUCGCGGCACCUCACGCUAUAGGGCUGCUUCUAGAAGCAGACCCCGGACAUCAGAAGGCAGCGCUUCCUCUACGCCGCACCGAAGGCGUAGCGCUGACUCCUUUGACGACAGAGCACCCAGAGCCCGAUCCACCUCCCGAGGGCGUAGAGGUCGAUCCCAGAACAGAAUCAGGUAUGACAGAGAUGGUACUUGUGCUGUCACCGGAACCAGUAAAGUAGGGCCCGACGAAGCAUGGCAGAAACUGCAGGAGCACAAUGCUAGGACAUGGAAGCGACGUAUCGACUGGAUGAUUCUCGCCCAGAAGAACACUGUUAAGAACGUGCGAAAAAUGUUUACUGGGGCCGACGCCGCACCUCAUCAUGAAGACGAGCGCGAGCAGAUACUCGACAUACCAUUCCGACCAGGUCUCCUGAUGUUCGUGAUCAGUGAUCUCCAUCUGGUGGUCGACAAGCCAUCGUUCCCAUUGCAAGAUCUUCCCACUUUCAUGCACGAAGUGGGGAAGGGCAUGCCUUACGACAUGCAGUACUCUCUCUUGAUCCCCAUGCAUCUUUCAUUGGACAUGGGCGAAGCAAGAGUGAUGCUUCGAGACUACCCACUAAAUCUUCUGCACAUUCCUGCGAUCCGGCCGGGGCAGCCACCUCGGCUGGCGAGCUGGUCAGUCCGCUCGGAUUUCGUGAUCGCAGAAGAAUUUCGCGAUGAGGAAUCGAUUCGACAUGUAAAAGUCGACGUCGUUCCGAAAGGUCAGCGUAGCGAAGAUGGAACGGAAGUGCCAGGAUUCUCUCUCGAUGUGCGUCGCACAGUGUCGCCAACGAAAACAUAUUCGAAGCCUGUCAUUGAUAUCAACACAAGCUUACCGACCACUAUCUCGUGGGGAACGUCCUAUCAGCCCGUCAUCCAAGACAUGAUGAUGAUCAUCGAGAGUUUUACAAAGCCGGAAAUUGAUCCUUCGGAUCGAGUAGGAUUCUGGGACAAGAUCCGACUGAACUUCCAUUCUAGGCUUACUGUGAACUGGAAAGGCGACGGCGACGUCCAGCUACGAUUGAAAGGCUCUAGGGAUCCCUACGUCGUGACUGGAUAUGGCGCCGGUUUCGUGAUGUGCUGGAGGAACGACGUGCAGUGGCUUGUACAUUCGGGCGAUGAUCCUCGGAAGUUCAUGACAGUCCGUAGCGGCGAGUAUGUCUUGGCAAUACCUGACUACAGCCAUGAGGCGCGUCACUCUGUCGAAGCCAGGGCUGAGAGUGAAAGCGACAGCAUGAGUUCAGGAGGAGGAGCGAGAAACGCAGCAAUUUUCCAGAAAGUGAUCAUGAAGCUCUCCGGCAAUGUCCAAUGGACGGCAGGUCUGGUCUAUGAACGUGAUCUGGACGAUGGCACUCGAACUUCUGACUUCCGACCCCAUUACGACAUUGUUCUCAAAAAUCCAAAGCAAGCACACAAUCUAGAUCUGGCAAAAUACGAUGCUUUCGAGGGCUUCAGGAGCCAGCACAUACAUCUCUCGGUCGCUGUGGCUGCCCCGUUUGAUAGGGAAUGGGCCUCGGAUACCAUUCCCGCUUCUGACAGUUACAAUAGUGUCCAUCUGACACCUCGAUUCUUUUCUCACUUCUUCAAUUGGUGGUCAUUAUUCCAUGGCGUUAUGUCUUUGCCGAUUCGCCAAGGUCCCCUGUGGCGCGGGCCUGAGAAGUCGAGCAAGAAAUUCGGCCGUCAUCUGGCAACCAUCAAGUAUGGCCUGCUGCUAUCACCUCUAUUUCUUGCACAUGUCUACAAGCACAAGGACGCCGAAGACUAUCAGGAGGAUGUCGUCUCCGCUACAGGUCUCAAAAUCCGUAUGGACAGCUUCAUGCUAGAUCUUCACCAAAGGCGAGAAUAUUUUGACACACUAUCGAAAGCCAAAGGCAAACAAAUGCGCACAAGUGGCAUGAAGAUCAACAAGGCUGAGCUCGAUUCCGCGUAUCAGGAGAAGGCCCCGAACAUCGAUAUGAGUCAGUUUGAGAUUCCGGACCACGACUUCAGUUGGAUUGAUAUGGAUGACUUCGUCGAAUUGGAUUGGAUCUUGCCCGCUGAGUCCAAUCCUCAGACGAGGAUUUUACCUUUGGCUUUCACUCCGAGGUUCACUUAUUUCCGACAAACACAGCAUGAACAUUCCAUUCAAGGCGACGAGUCGCGUCUAAGUCCCUUCGGAGACGAGGACAGCCAUUUCUGUGUCAUGUCUGGACGUAAUGAUCCUCGCAGAGUUCAAAUGAAGCUAAUUGAGGAUCGAUUGUCAGACAUCAACGACAAGAUCAAGCAGCACGAUCACCUCUUAGGCGAGCAAGAGCUCCGCGUCAUUCGAGAUGGCGAUCACGAUGCUAGCCUGAAAGAGGCUCACGAGUCGCUCAAUCAGCAGAAAGCUGAGCUCGAAAGUAAACAAAAGUUCCUCGAGCAUGGCCUGAAGCGUUUGAGUAGGCAUGCGCAUCCAGGUGAAAGGAGUGACGCUGAUACCGACUCUUCACAUCGAGCCUCUCAAGGUAGCGUUGCAGACUCGUCGCCUAACGUACAAGAUGGCACCCAUAUCGAUAUCGACGGUUUGUUCUCAGCCUCUCACGAUGAAUUCGCGAGCGAUUUUAACAACCGAUUCAUCAUUCACAACAUUCAGCUGAAAUGGAACAACUCCUUGCGCAACACUAUCCUUCGUUACAGCCACCAGGUCAGCCAGCGAAGAGGUUUUGUGUACUACAUGUCCAGAAGGGCUGUGAAAUUCAUCCUUGAUAUCGUUGAAGAGCAAUCCAAAUCUAAACAAGAGAAACGCAGACGCAGCGGAUAUAGCAUGCCCAGCCAACCAGUUGUUGUCUCUCCGACAGAAGAAAAAGACGAGGAGGAUGUCAUACAAGAUCGCAUAGCUCAGCUGCUCAAAGUUGGCAAGAAAUUUGUCAACGCUAACGACGAUGACAUCCAGGAUGUGGACAACGUCCCGGAUACUGGUGCCGCAACGCCUGAGGUCAAUGAAGGAAUCGCGGAACAUUUCCAACCCAUGAACAGCUAUCAUCUCCGGAUGAUCGCGCCACAGAUACAGCUACAAAGCGAGAAGAACACGAAAUCUGUGGUUUUGGUAUCGGCGAAGGGAAUGCAAUUGAAGAUUGUGGCAAUCAUGGACAAAGCACGCAUGUCCGACGAUGUGAGUGGUUUGGUGCAGCGACGAUUCGCAUUGGACAUGGAUGGCGCCCAAUUCUUCGUCACAAACCAGAAGCGUCUCGCGAAGUAUCUGCAUCUAUACAGUGGAAAUCGAUAUGGCAGCCCGCCAGGAUCAGAUUGGCCACCAUGGGUAUCGCUUGAAGCGAUGUUUGACUUCCAUCUAGACCCCUUUGGCUUUCAGAGAGUCAUUCAAAAGACUUCGGCCCGUCUUCAAUACGACAAAUACAACCCUCUGCGACUGAAAUACAAUGAAGAGGUUGGUGGCAGCAAAACGGACCAUGUUAACAGGUCGCUGGGCACCGAGAGCAGAAUGGAUCAGCUGUGGGUCGACUUUCCUCGCAUUCGAGCAAGCUGUGAUUCCCAUCAGUAUUACACCAUGUACAUCAUCGUUCUCGAUCUCUUGCUCUACAGUGAGCCGCUCGAAAAGACUCGCAGUGAGCGCUUGGAGAAGAUUAUGCUCGCAUCAGAUUUCAGUGACCUUCGGGGCACCCCGGAGAUGGCUGAGCGCCUGCAAGACCGCAUACGACAACUCGAAGAGCUCAAAUUACAUUUCCAAGUCAAUGCUAAGUAUCUGGAUAAACAAGGCUGGGAGGAUCGCAUCAACCUCGAGAAGGAUCUGGCGUCAUGUGAAGAUGAGCUGUUCUUCAUCAUGAAGGCCAUAAACACAUCGCAGCAACGGAACGAGGAUCGCAAAGACACUGAUUCAAAUGCUUUCCUCAGGUGGUAUCUCAGCGCCUCAGAGAUCGUGUGGCAUCUUAUGCGCGACAAGAAUGAACCAUUGCUUGAAUUCCAGCUCGGCCGUGCCGUUUACGAGCGGAUUGAUAACAGUGAUGGCUCAAAUCACAAUGCCAUGGAGAUUCAGCAGCUUCGCGGUUGGAAUUUGCUUCCGACAGCCCUCUACCCGGAGAUCAUCGGCCCUUAUCACGAUGACGCGCACAAACGCGGUAGUGUCUUUGAACAAGAGAAGAUGUUGCAGGUGCACUGGUAUAUGCUUGAGGCCAUUGCGGGCAUACCUGUCUUGGAAGAAUUCCAGGUCACAAUGCAUCCGAUUAAGGUACAACUGGAGCGAGAACUUGGUAAGCGUCUGUUUGAGUACAUAUUUCCGGGUAUUGGAUCAAACGCCUUCGAGAGCGGCAACUUCUCUCCCCUUAACGUCAAGAACAUGGGACCGCUUGAAGAUGGAGAAGAUUCGGAAGGCGAGCAAGCUCGCCGUACUCUAAUGCCCGAAUACAACCUUCGACCCACUGAUACUGAAUUGCAUCGAACGAACUCACCAGGAGCAAUGGGCAGGCGCUUGCAGCCGACUUAUAACCUGCAACGGUCUGAGAGGCGACUCAACACGCAAAAGAAGGACAAGGAGAAAAACCACGGUCUUGGCUUAGCCACUGAACAUGCACAUCGCCUCUUCAAAAGACUCGACUCCACAGGCUCGCAUCCAACGAUCUCACAGACACCUCCGACCCCGAUACGGAAGACAUCGGGUUCAUCACUGCGAUCAGCAUUCAGCCAGAACAGAGUGGGCUCUUCUGCGUCCCUCUCCAAUCUUGCCAAACCCGAGAAUUCUUCUCGCUGGCAUCUUCAUCGUAGUGGGAGCGGCGACCGCCGCCCGAGCACAAGCAAAUCCACCAAAUCAACACCAAAGCCGACCGACGAUGUCUCACAAAUGCUGUCUCGUGCAUCGAACUACAUGACUUUGGCACACGUUAAGCUUGAUUCGUUCGUUGUCUGCCUGUCAUAUAAGGGCAAGGGUGAGAGGAAUCUGGAAGAUUUGCACGACUUUGUCUUCCGCAUGCCCACACUUGAGUAUACAAACAAGACGUGGUCGAAUCUCGAUCUCGCGCUGCGGCUGAAGAAAGAUGUCAUUCGUGCACUGAUAUCGCACACGGGUGCCAUCAUCGGGAACAAGUUUUCCCAUCACAGACCCAACAAGAAGACUCAGGAGCGGCUUCGAGAAAUGGCUAAUCACAGCACGCUAAUACCCAACUCGGACAAUUUACGGAAUGUCGACACGAACAAUUCUGGGACUUCCGAAUCCGCCAGCAUCUACUCCUUUGGAGAGACAGAGGACUCGCCGCGCAUGUCAUUCCAGACCGAUUCACCUGCGGGAACAAACGGUACCAGCACGCCCAACGGUGGAAAUCAUCAUCACCAUCACCACCAUGGCCCUCCGCUCCCACUCGGACCGCCUUCAAGCAGUCUCCUCAGAUCAGGUAGCUGGUCUCACAGCAAUUUACCAUCUGGCACGUCCACGCCACUGAACGGGAACCAUGCGUCCGGAACCGCGUCGCCCCUCCCGUCCUCUAUGAGGAAGGCCUCUGCGGCAUCUGGACGUGAUCGUGAAGACUCUUCUGGUACAAUACGACCUCACACCGCAAUUGGUAGCAGCAACAACCGUUCACCUAGUGUUGCAGCAUCAAUGGGCAAAUCUCUGCUCAAGGAUACACUGGGUCGACAUCUCAGCAAUGCCGGAGAAACAGUGAAGGGCCGAGUGAGAUUUGGCAACCUGGGUCACAGCCUUUCCAUUCCUGGUGCCGCAGAUGGUGAUGGUGUUAGAUCCAGGAGAGGGAGCGAGAGUAUUGCACCGGAGGACAACGGUGAUCGAGAAGGCGAGACCGAGACGGGAGGGACAAAAAAGAAGAGUGUGCUGUUGCUUGGUAGGAAGGUCUUGAGUCGGCUGAAUUAG
Messenger RNA from Cyphellophora attinorum, 9072 nucleotides. RefSeq lists its product as uncharacterized. Lineage: Eukaryota; Fungi; Ascomycota; Eurotiomycetes; Chaetothyriales; Cyphellophoraceae. The record is from RefSeq and is a predicted model, not a curated record. The coding region runs from base 1 to 9072 and encodes 3023 amino acids. The transcript is spliced from 2 exons.